Messenger RNA from Scomber scombrus (Atlantic mackerel), 4798 nucleotides. It is a transcript of the gene p2ry4, whose product is annotated as pyrimidinergic receptor P2Y4. Gene Ontology annotation, molecular function: G protein-coupled UTP receptor activity. The coding region runs from base 249 to 1337 and encodes 362 amino acids. The transcript has 2 exons. Gene Ontology annotation, cellular component: plasma membrane. Gene Ontology annotation, biological process: G protein-coupled receptor signaling pathway. Lineage: Eukaryota; Metazoa; Chordata; Actinopteri; Scombriformes; Scombridae. The record is from RefSeq and is a predicted model, not a curated record.
GACGCCUACACGACUUCAGAAAACAACUCAAAGAACGUGCCUAAUGAAACCCAUGCCGACUGACCCACAGCGAAACCGACAAAGGAGAACAUACUGAACUUCUGCUUAAAAGUGAAACUUUUGAAAACACGACUUUUGGGUAUUGCCGCGGUAUCAAGAUCAGCCUGGCAGAAGCAUUUUCCUGAGGAUCCAAUUUUGGGGUUGUCAUUUCCUGGCAUGGAAGCGCACCAUUGAGAGGAGACGUCAUCAUGGAAAUGGUCAUCAGCAGCAGCCCCAGCAAACACAACCAGUCAGCCGUGUUCACUUCAAUAUUCAAUUCUAGCUGUUACUUUGAUGAGGAGUUUAAAUACAUCCUGCUGCCUGUAUCGUACAGUCUGGUGUUUGUGGUGGGCUUCGUGCUGAAUGCUAUGGCUUUAUGGAUGUUCAUCAAGAUGCGUCCAUGGAACCCCAGCACAGUGUACAUGUUCCACCUUGCCUUGUCAGACUUCCUGUAUGUUCUCUCCCUGCCUACCCUCAUUUAUUACUAUGCCAAUCGCAGUCAUUGGCCCUUUGGUGUAGCUGCCUGCAAAAUAGUGCGCUUUCUGUUCUAUGCCAACCUCUACUGCAGUAUCCUCCUCCUCACCUGCAUCAGUGUGCACCGUUACCUUGGAAUCUGCCACCCCAUCAAGGCGCUGACCCUGGUGAAGUCCCGCCAUGCCCACUUGGUGUGCGGCCUGGUGUGGGCCGUGGUGACCGUGUGUCUGGUGCCGAACCUCAUCUUCGUCACCAUAUCCACGAGGGACAACUACACCUUGUGCCACGACACAACCAGUCAGAAUGCUUUCCGGAGGUAUGUGGACUACAGCUCUGUCGUCAUGGUGCUGCUAUUUGUCAUCCCUUUCCUGGUCAUCAUGGUGUCUUACUGCCUGAUGGCGCGGGCCUUGUGCCAGAAAAGACCGGUGUCUACCAGCAGGCAAGGCGCCGCCUCACGUCAGAAGUCCAUCAAGCUCAUCAUAGUGGUGUUGGUGGUGUUUGCUGUGAGCUUCGUCCCAUUUCACAUCACACGGACCGCCUACUACAUCACCCGCGUUCUGAAUCUGCCAUGUGAUUUACUCAACAUUGUCAACUUUACUUACAAGAUCACCAGGCCGCUGGCGAGCAUUAACAGCUGCAUUGACCCGAUUUUGUAUUUCCUGGCUGGAGAUCACUACCGCUCUAAAAUGAUCUCUGUUCUGACAAGAAAAAGACAGACGACAAGCAGCCAAACACUUGAAGAGGCACAAAUACAACCGAACAACAACACUGGCAUUGCUCUGGUCUACAAAAACACAAAAGCCAGAGAAAAGGAUGAGAGAUGAACUGUUAUAUUUUAUCUUUUCAGGAAUCUAAAGCAUUGAACAUGUAUUUAAGAGUGCUGCUUUAGACUCAGUAACAUUUCUUGCACUAACAUUACCAUCACCUGGGUGAUUUGCCUUUUUUGAGAAAUAUAAAAGAUUUUACUGUAAAAUCUAUGGAAAGUAUGAUUCCUUCGAUGACAUUUGUGUUUGUAAGACAAAUAAGUGUUGUUGUUUUUUUUAAAUCAAGGAGUCUGUACCCUUUCCUCAGCAUACAACCUCUUAACAAAAAGGGAUUCUUUAACAAAAUGUUAUUUGUAAUACACAGUAUAUAAAGUAUAUGUACUGAAGUAACUGUAAUCAAAGCUUUUUUAUUGAGAAAAUGGUGCCUAUGCAGAAGAAAAGUUUUAGAUUAUGUAAGUAGUGACUUGGCACAAGUGAUUACAGGUGCCAUAAAAUCAUAGAUGAUUCAGUUAGUGAAUUAUUGUCAUCUGAUCAAGGAGAGGUAAAUGGAAUAUGGCAAACAGUAGUAUAAACAUUUAUCUUGAUAUCUGACCAGGGAUAACAUAUAUUUUGGUUAUUGUCUUAGAAAUGAGAGAGUUAUGAUGCAAUCCUUCCUGUUGUAUCAACAGUGACAUUGAGUUACCCAGAAACUGCGGCUCCGACCAGUGCAGCCCAGCUGUUUUUGUCCUUCAAUAUUCACAGCUGUCUUUUGCUCAGCCGUGAAGAAAAACAGAGGGGCUGAUCUGGACGAGAUGGAGCUUUUCAAACCACCCACGCCUCAUUAGAGGGAUAAGGGAUUUUCCUUUUUUGCUUUUACCUUUGGCGUUGAUACAUGGAAUUAAAAACGUAUUUUUUUACUGAUCUAAGUUGAACCCCUUGAUAGUUUUACAGGAUGUGAAAGCAGUAUUGGAAAGUUUUACUUCAUGCUACAAAGUUGUUGUUUUUUUAACAUUGCUGUAUGAAUCCAUACUGGAGCAGAUGUAUCCAUGCUACACAUUGUCACUCAUGAUAUUAAUGAGCACCAUCUUUGAGGAUGUUUUUGUAAUUACAGGUUAAUAUGUAUCAUAAAAUAUUACUGCAUGAGUAAUGUUAUGGUUAGAAUGUGGGUAACUAUUACUAUAGUAACUGUUACUGUAUGUCACAUAACAUGAAGUGAUUGUACAAUAUAUCAAGUCAUUUUCUCACGCACUUUGACAAACAGAAACUAACUUCCCUGACCUACAGUGUAGUUGAUGUUUAAGGGAAGUGAAGGUAUGUGACCAAAACAGCAAAAAAGUAUUUUUCGUUGGAAAUCUGCCCUCAGUCAUAAAGAGUAAAAAAGACGCACCAUAGUUGGAGCAUCAAUUGGAAACACCACCAAAGCUUUUGGGUCACUUUGGGGUCACAUGUUUUUAUAUGACUACAAGAAAAUGAUGCAGUUUCCUUUUUGGGAUAGUGAAUGAAUACAUUAACACUGUAACAAUGAUAAAACAGUUACAUGAUGAUUCAAAAUUGAUCAUAAAUGUCUGAUUCACACUUUGAAUGUUGAUUCUCUCCUAAUGUUAAAUUUCCCCAAACUGCAAGUCACUGUAAAUCACACAUACUUUUCACACCUAAUGAUAGCAUCUAAUGUACAUUCUGUCUCAGCUGGUUCCAUCAUUUUAUUGCAGCUACACAGUCCUUUCAUUUAGGGCUACAACUAUUAUUGUCAUUAUUGAUUAAUGUGUUGAUGAUGUUCUUUAUUAAUUGAUCAAUCACUGGGUCUAUAUGAUGAUGAAAAACGUCAAUCAUUGAUUCCCAAAGCCUAAGAUGCAGCAUAAAAUGUCUCGUUUUGUCCCAACCGACAGUCCACAAUUUAAAAAUAGUAAGUCUACUAUCAAAGAAAAUAAUCACACUUAAGAAACUGGAAGUGUGGAAGUUAAUUUUCUUAAAAAAUGACUCAAAACAGUUUGAUUGAUUAUCAAAAUAGUUGGCAAAGAAUUUUCUGUCAAUCCACUAAUUGAUACAUUGCUUAAUCAUUGCAGCUCAACUUGCAUUGAUUGAACUAUUCAAACCUAAGAUCUUCUAAUUUUAUAUCUGAAUUUUUACGUCAUGAAUAGAUUUGAUGCCUAAUUCGUGUUUGGUAUCUUUGGAUACUUUCAGCUUUUUGACAAAAACUAAAAUAAUCUGUGGUUCUGAACAAAGUUUGUCCAUACGAUAUGAAUAGUGUUGUGGAAUUUCUGUAAUAAAAACACAAAGCGAGUUGUCUGUCGGACUUUAAUUGACACACAUACAGGACUCUUAAAUCUGGAUUAGACAGAGAGACCAAGAGUUAAGUCAAAUGUUUACUUACAGUCACAGCCACACCUGACACAGAAAGUUGCAGAACAAAGAUCAUGAGACUACACAAACUUAAAGGUACAGUGUGUAGAAUAUAGUGGCAUUAAUCAGAAAAGACUUUGUAAAAAUGGAAUCUAUUAUUUAUAAGUAUGUUUUGAUUAGUGUAAAAUCACCUGAAAAUAAGAUUUAUUGGGUUAUGUCAGAAUUAGCACGUAGAUCUACUUAAGGAGCGGGUCAUGUUUUCAUGGAGGCUUCCAUGUUUCUACAGUGGCUCGGAACAGUCAAGCUAAACGCUGGCUUUAGAAAGAGCCAUUCGCGUUUCAAAUUUAGUAGGCGUUAACACCAGUUAAAAGACAACGAAGUAGAAGAAGAUGAAGUUGUUGCUGUUGAACACAUUUUAUAUUGUGAGAGGUUUAUUGAAACAAAAAACAGAUAAAUGGAGGAUUAUUAUUUAUUACAAGAAAAAGCACAGGAGCGUGACUCGCUGUCAUCAAAGAAAAGAAAACACAAACAAGCUGAACGAAACAGACAAGUGACGGUAUAAAAUGAGAAUAAACACCACAGACUACUGAGAGUUUUGAAAAAGGACUUAAAAUAUUUCUUUUUAGCAGAACCUUUGACUUUUAUUAUCUUGCUUUUUAUUAUGUUUAAUAUUAAUGUUUUUACCUUGUAGCACUUUGAGAUUUGCUUCAAAUGUAAAGUGUGUUACAAAUAAAAUGUAUCAUUAUUAUUAUUAUAUUUCCCCCUGCCGCUAAUGGUUCAAAACCUGAUAAUGUACAAUGUUUAUUUGCAUUAGCCUUAGUUUGUGUCUCAGAUAGGCUAUUUUUUUUAGCACACAGUAGCUUCAGUUUGUGUCUCUCUCUCUCUUGUGAGCUGCUGGUAAUGUUAGCGUUAGCAAGUUUCAGAAAAGACAACAUAGUUGUGCUAUUAACCCAACGAUUCUUUUAUUUUCUGUGGCACUAAGAGACAACAUGUGGACUGAUAACUAAGAUAUUUAGGACUGGCAGUGUGCUAAAGACAAUAGGUUAAAGUAAUGACUAAGUGUGAAAGAUAAACUGAGGACAAGUCUGCUCAUCAAGAUCCAAGGCUCCCAGCAUCUUAGGAUGUAUCGUAAUGUACUACAGGAAUGUGUGACUGUGUCAUGUAGCACUUUUUUCUAUCUAUGUUUUGUUUCUCCCGCACUA